UAUAAAAGGACGACAUAACGAUGGAGACGGGAUCAGUUGCAAAUUCUGUGCGAAAUUAUUUAGAAGUAAAGAAUAAAGAUUAAAAUGAAGACGAUUUUUGUAGGAGUUGUGAUAAGUUGCAUAAUUGUGGGACAUGCUCAGGAUCUGAGUAGUUCGUCGGGAGAGGGAAGAUAUCUAGAGAGGGUGAAACGACAAGGAUGGGGUGGAGGCGGUGCAGGAUACGGGGGUGGUGGUGGAUUUCCCAUUGGUGGGGGUGGUUACAGUGGGGGUAAAGGAUUCGGCGGAGGCGGUGGUUACGACCAGAAAGGCUUUGGCGGCGGGGGUUUCGGCGGACAAGGUGGAUACGCUGGAGGAGGUAAAGGUGGCGGGUUUGGGGGAGGUGGAUUCGGCGGUAGUGGCGGGGGCUAUGAUCAAAAAGGAUUUGGCGGUGGCGGCUUUGGAGGCCAGGGAGGAUAUGGUGGGGGCAACUUUGGCGGGGGUGGAGGUGGUUUCGACAAGGGAGGAUUUGGCGGUGGGGGAGGAUAUGGGAGAUAAUUCAGUCGGUUAAUUUUUUGCACGCGUUAAUUAAUAAAGUCAUGAAUAAAUAAAUGUUUUAUAAUUUUGGGCAUCCAAUUUGGCAGCAUAUGUAAACUUGAAGAUAUGUAUUUGCAUAAUACUCCCAAAGUGAAAUUACCAGAACCAUAUAAACCUCAGCAGAUGUAAAUGAAUAAACGAUCAGAAUUCCAUGCGA
Molecule: messenger RNA, 730 nt
Organism: Folsomia candida
Lineage: Eukaryota; Metazoa; Arthropoda; Collembola; Entomobryomorpha; Isotomidae
Product: glycine-rich cell wall structural protein
Exons: 3
Coding region: 85-534 (149 amino acids)
Source: RefSeq, a predicted model, not a curated record